Mesorhabditis spiculigera is the source of this 414-nucleotide messenger RNA. Lineage: Eukaryota; Metazoa; Nematoda; Chromadorea; Rhabditida; Rhabditidae. The record is from the annotation of a GenBank genome assembly.
CCAUUCAAGGUCUCUUACGGCGCCAUCCCGGAGACGAUCUGGCUGUACCGCAACGGCGCCUCCGAGGGUCAAUUUCCUGUGUUGCUGAACAAGGAAAUCCCCGCUGUUCUACCAGGCCGUCCACGAGGUGACCAGGGCUCCCUUCCAACCCGAAGCUCGUUUAUAUUGCUGGAGGCCUCGGCGACGCUCCAAAACGUUCGCCCGGGCACCGUCAUCGACAACGGCAUCGUCUGCGCCUUCUCGCAGCGAAUUCUUUUGGAACGCUCAUCUGGCUUUCCAGGGAACGGCGAAGGCGCCGAAAUACACAAUCCUUCGAAUGGCAGUCACGGCAAUGUCGACCUGGAGGACAUUGAAGUGCUCAACAAGGAGAUGGUCUACAGCGGCCGCCAACUCUCCAAGGUGCGCUUCAACGCC